GAUACCCGACCCGGUAAAGUCAUUCUCCCUUGUUGGUUGGAGCUCCGAGGACAGAGCGAAAGCUUUGGCGUUCUUCUUCUUCUUCUUCUUCUUCAGUCUUCACCACUGGAGACUGCGCUCUUCAUACCUUCCUCUCUUCCUACAUCAUCCUUCGGCGUCCGGCGGCGAUGAAUUUCCGGUGAGUCUGCUACUUUCCUCAUUUUACCUCCGCCUUUUCAAUUGAAUGGAGGCGCAAGGUCGUCGGUCGUCUACGGGAGGCGCAUGGGCAUGAUUACUUAACGACAUUGCGAAGGCAAAAUUCUACUGUGUUAUUGUUACGUAUGGAAUUGAAAUCGGCGCUUCCUGGUUCGGCAGCUUCUCCUUCGCCCAGGACGAAGAAGAAGCGGAAGAGACUGGAUGCGAUCUGCGAGAAGGUUUAUACUCGGAACCACAAGGAUCCGGUUAGUGCAGCAAGGGAAGGGGCGGCAUCGACGUCCCAGACCUUGCCCUCUACUGAUUUGGAGCUAAGGAGGAGCUCAAGGGUUCGUCGUGCUCCGGUUUUGCUCGAUGUCUCGCCUCCACCGGUGAAGAAGAGGAAGAAAUUCGGUAAGGAUGUGAAAUCCAGUGGAAAGAAGAAUGUUUCGGUUGGUUCGUCUGGGGAUGAGUUGAAGGAAGAGGAUGAGGGUGGAAACUUGGAAACGCUAGGAAGUUGGAAAUCACGGUUGAGGGCUAGAAAGAGGAGUGGAAGAAAUGGGAGGAGAAAGUUGUUUGCUGACUUGGGCGAUAGUCUGUCUAAGAAAGUGGAGUCUGAUGAUGAGGAACUCCUGGUGGGAGCAAAGGCAAAGAGGUUGGGGAAGGUUAAGGCAGUCAGUGGGCUGAUUAAGGAGCUGAAAGAAGUCGAAGUGCUUUCUGAUGAUGAUGAUGAUGAUGAUGAUGCAGCGUCGGAAAAGGAGGCUGACAGUGGAAAGGAUGAAAAGGAAGUGGCUGAUGAUGAAACUGAUACCACUAGUCAUGAAGAUUCCCCAGCUUCAGAAGGGGAGACUAGCGUCCGAAAUGAGGGGGAGAAUGGUGAUCCUGUUUCCGAUGAAGGGAUGCAUGAAGAAGAGGAGAACUCUAGAUUGGAUGGCUUAAAGUUGGAGAAAAGUUUUGAUGGAGCAGAUACUGUGGAUAGUGAUGAGGUGAGUGGGUUUAAGGAGAAAGGAUUAGAGAUUAACAACGAUGGGGAGAAUGAAGGGGAUAAUGAUGUUAAACAUGAAAGGGAAAAUGAGGAAGAAGAUGAGGAGGGGAAAUCUGAAAGGGAAAAUGCAGAGUCCGAUGAAAGGGCUAGUGAAGAGAACGCCAAUGGAGGAAAGGAAAUGGAAGAAAAUAAGGUGGAUGAGGAAGACCAUAGUGAUGACCUAGAAGCUGAUUUCACAGUUGAAAUGCCCUUGGAGGAUGGGAAAGAUGCAACGGAGAGAAAGAUGAAGGAUGAUUCUGUUGAUAUCCACUGCUCACCUGGGGUUAAGCAGGGGAGGCUAUGUGGGUUGUGUGGCUGUGGCAAUGAUGGUAAACCACCAAAGAGAGUGAUCCAAGAGGGAGGUGAGAGUGAAAUAGAGGCUUAUUGCGGUUCAUCCGCUUCAGAGGAACCCAAUUAUGAUGUAUGGGAUGGAUUUGCGAAUGAACCUGGCUGGCUUGGCUGUCUAUUGGGUCCUGUAAAUGACCGAUAUGGUAUUGCUGGAAUCUGGGUUCACCAACUCUGUGCGGUGUGGAGUCCAGAGGUGUAUUUUGCCGGUUUGGGUUGCUUAAAAAAUGUCAAAGCAGCACUUUUCAGAGGAAAAGCAUUAAAAUGCACCCGAUGUGGAAGGCCAGGGGCCACAAUUGGCUGUCGUGUUGAUCGCUGCCCGAGAACCUACCACUUGCCUUGUGCCCGUGCUACUGGCUGUAUCUUUGACCAUAGAAAAUUUCUCAUCGCAUGUACAGAUCACCGGCAUAUUUUCCAACCUCAGGGGAGUCAAUAUUUAAUGAAGAUUAAAAAGCUGAAAGCUCGAAAAUUGAAAUUAGAGGUCAGGAAGUCAUCAAAUGAUGCAUGGAGAAAGGAUGUUGAAGCUGAAGAAAAGUGGUUGGAGAACUGUGGCGAGGAUGAAGAGUUUUUGAAACGUGAGAGCAAACGGCUUCAUCGGGAUUUGGCAAGAAUUGCACCUGUGUAUAUCGGAGGCUCAGGAGACUCUGAUUCUACCCAACAAUUCGAAGGUUGGGAGUCCGUUGCAGGGCUUCAAGCUGUCAUCCAGAGUUUAAAGGAAGUAGUCAUUUUACCUCUUCUCUACCCUGAGUUCUUUAGUAAUCUGGCGAUUACACCGCCUAGGGGAGUUCUCUUGCAUGGGUAUCCUGGAACUGGUAAAACUCUUGUAGUCCGUGCCCUUAUUGGUUCAUGUGCUCAAGGAAAUAAAAAGAUAGCUUAUUUUGCUCGAAAAGGUGCAGACUGCUUGGGGAAAUAUGUUGGUGAUGCUGAGCGGCAACUGAGACUCUUGUUUCAGGUUGCUGAGAAAUGUCAACCUUCUAUAAUUUUUUUUGAUGAGAUAGAUGGUUUAGCUCCUUGUCGAACAAGGCAGCAAGAUCAGACUCACAGCUCAGUGGUAUCCACAUUGCUAGCUCUCAUGGAUGGCCUAAAAUCAAGAGGCUCGGUGAUUGUGAUAGGUGCAACAAAUCGUCCUGAAGCUGUUGACCCUGCAUUGCGCAGACCCGGAAGGUUUGAUCGGGAAAUUUAUUUCCCCCUGCCUUCAGCCAAUGAUAGGGCUUCCAUUCUGUCAGUUCAUACUCGAAGAUGGCCGAAACCUGUCUCUGAUGACUUGUUAAAGUGGAUUGCUCACCAAACUGUAGGUUUUGCUGGUGCUGAUCUGCAGGCUCUCUGCACCCAAGCUUCCAUCAUCUCUUUGAAAAGGGCCUUUCCUCUUCAAGAAGUUCUGUCAGCUGCUGCUGCAAAGAGAGGUCCCAAUGAUGCUAAACGUCUUCCACUUCCAUCGUUUACAGUGGAGGAGAGGGACUGGUUGGAGGCUUUAUCAUGUGCUCCACCUCCAUGCUCUCGUAGAGAAGCAGGAAUGGCUUCUUAUGAUUUAGCGUCUGCUGCUCUCCCUGCUCAUCUGGUUCCUUGUCUGUUGCAUCCUUUAACAGUUUUGAUUGUGUCCCUCUAUCUGGAUGAGCGCCUAUGGCUCCCUCCUCUUCUUUCAAAGGUUGCUGCAAUGAUUGAACCUAUAAUUAUUCCUUCCGUAGAGGCGAAAAAUCUGGCCCGGAAUCAGUGGGGGUCCUGCAUUAGUGUUCUCUUUAAAGAAGCAGGCAUUGCUAAAGAGAUACAGCAGAGGCUUUCUUCUGCUGGCAUAUUGGCUGGAGAAUCAGGUUUCACUGUUGGUGAAAUAGAAUCGGAAAUGGGUAAUGGGGGUGCUCAAACUAGUUUCUUUCAGUCUGGAAGCAUGUCUUUUGGGUCAAGGAAAAAGUCGGGAUUCCGGGUGUUGAUUGCUGGGGAUCCGCGAUGUGGCCAAAGACAUCUUGCAGCUUGUACUCUUCGCUUUUUUAUUGGCAACCUUGAAAUUUGGAAAGUUGAUCUGGCGACGGUUUCCCAAGAAGGUCAGAGUGAUAUGGCACAAGGGAUAAUGCGGAUAUUAACAAAAUGUUCUAGCCUAGAGACAAGCAUGUUAUACUUGCCCAGAAUUGAUCUCUGGGCUAUAGGGACAUGUCAAGAGAUGAACGACUUUGAUGAGUCAGCUCACCAGCAGCUUCCUGAGGAGGAGGUCAAAGUUUCUGAAAAUUCAGACGAGGACUCAUAUAAUUCUUCUAUACAGACUGCCUCAUAUGCCUGGAACUCGUUUGUUGAGCAAGUGGAAUCUCUCCGUGUCUCGACAUCGUUGAUAAUUCUGGCUACUUCAGACAUUCCAUAUCCAGAACUACCUCACAAAGUAAGAGAAUUCUUCAACAGCGACACCUCACAUUCCGCCUCUGCACUGGAGCAUACUGUACCUCGGUUCUGUGUGCAUGUCGAGAAGUGCCCUGACUAUGAAUCCGUGGUCAGUCUUUCAGCUCAGGAAUUAUCCCGGGAUAUGAUACAUUUAUUCGUGCAGCUGAGUCAUCAAAGCGCUCAUACCCAUACCCAUACCCAUACAAGCUCAUCCAAACAUAAUUCGGCGGAGAAAGUUCCUGAUGUAGAUGAUACUUGCAAAAAUCACGAAUCAGUUCAGAACGUUGGACCUACCCCCAACACGAGAAGUUCAAAAGGCAAGUCAAACUUACUACUGGCGAUAUCUACAUUCGGCUACCAGAUUUUAAGUUACCCACAUUUCGCUGAACUCUGUUGGGUGACCUCGAAACUUAGAGAUGGUCCCUGUGCUGACGUGAGCGGACCUUGGAGGAUCUGGCCGUUUAAUUCUUGUAUCAUUCGUCCCGGUAACUUAUCGGACAAGGUAUCCAUGGCUUCUGGAAGUAUGAAAGGCAGAGAGAAGUCGGGUUUCGCAAGGGGUUUAAUUGCUGUUGGAUUGUUGGCUUACAGAGGUGUCUACAAAUCUGUCAUGGAGGUUUCCUUUGAGGUAAGGAAGGUCCUUGAGCUUCUGAUGGAGCAAGUCAACGAGAAGAUUCAAGGUGGGAAGGAUCAAUAUGCCUAUGUUCGUCUCCUCUCGCAAGUGGCGUAUCUGGAGGAUAUGGUCAACAACUGGGCCUAUGGACUACUGAGUUUGGACGGCAACAGUCAGUCAAAAUCAGCAUAUCCAUCGAUGGGUCCGGAUUUUCCUGAUCACCAUAGAAGCACCGGUGAACCCAAUUUGACAGAAAGCAACAAUCACCACAUAUCCUCCCUGGAAAAUCUCGGAAUGGGAACAAAUUCUGAAGCUAAUAAUGGCGUUGCUGAUCCUGAUUCCAACGAGAGAGGCGCAAUUCUGGCUGACCAGUCUGAUCAGCCAAUCGACCCUGGAAUGAAGCUGGAAGAUGCCGAGCCAGAGAAACAUUCCGGCGUAUGUACAUCCACAGAGCUCCGUACCUCUUCCGAAAAUGGCUUCUGUGAGCCGGAGAAAUUUGUGUCAGAGGACCAGCCACGCAGAAUUCCAUCUGAUAAUCCUGAUGGUCGACCGGAAGAGCAGGGUGGAAGUAGCGACUUGUCUCAAGAGCAGCCUUCUCCGGAUUCUCGUGUUCUAUGCUCGUAUCGUUGUUGUCCUAUAUGCCUCAAAGCCCUCCACAGCACGAUCCAGAAAAUCAUCGUCCACGAAAUGGAAUCCAAUGACGCUACUAGCCAGUGGACUGCAGAGGACUUUCACGAUUUAGUUGCCUCUCUGUCGGUCAAUCUCCUUUCGUCGGUGAGAAAUCUUCAUGAGAACAAGAGACACGAGAGCUGCAGAGCUUCCCCCGGUAGUGGAUCAGGGUCGAGUGAUUGCGAGUGCAGAGCGGAACACAAUUGUCAUGCUGCUGAUGAAAAGAGUAGCCAAUCGACUGACUCGCUGCAGCAUUCUGAGAAGGAUCUUAGGCUUCUCAUGAGAGAUGGGAUUCUGGUUCCUGCAGGUUCAGAAUCUGCCGAGGAAGAUGUUUCUUUCCAUUGCAAGUACGAGACUUUCUGCCUGUGUUCGCUUGUUGAUGUAGUGAUGAUGAUGAAACCACCAUAUUUGGUUCACAAUGCAGGGACUUGAAAACACAGUUUUGGUUAUGAAUCUAUUUUCGUCAAAUCUAUCAUUUGUCAAACAGAAGAAUUGGCAUGAACUUAUAAUUUCAGUAUGUGCAUUGUGAUGACAUGUAACUUUGGCGGAAACGUUCACAAUUGCUUUGCAUCAUAAACUUCGUAAUUUUCACUAAACCGAUGUGUUUUGGCUACAACUUUAAGAAACCUUCUACUAAACUACUCAAUAGUUAUGACACAGUAUGCAACGAUGAAUGGAUGAGCAUGUCUGUCAAUCUAGACAAUGUUGUUUGUUUUAUUCUUAGUCAAGGUUCAUUCGAUCUAUAUCUAAGACAAUGUUGAGUACAUAAUAAAACGAACAUUUGAUCCAAUCAAUCAAUCAACGAAUUCGUCGAAAGACAAAAUCCAAAAUGCUAUCAUCCAUACUCCCAUUUGCUUCUGCCGCAAACAACUCUCUUAACCAACAGUUGCUGUCACGAAGGAAGUCAGACGAAGACAAGAGAGCUCAAAAUCGGGCAAGACAAAUAUUAGCAGUGUUUCUGUCUGCCGAAACAAAGAAAAUCACAUGGGAAACGAGUUAAGGUGCAUUCAUGCUGGCAUUAUGGGGGAAAUUGUUGUUAUUAAAUAAAACACCAAAACCCUAGAAGCUACCAACCAGAUUAUCUUCUGUGUAUUAUUUAACUUCAAUCGCUGUCCUACCUGGAAAUUGCACCACUUAGCUUCUCCCUGAACUCAAUAUUACAGCCAUCUUUAGCUGUGUUGCUUUUUCAGAAUAUAACUAGGAUCUUCUUAGUCGUGUGUCGAGAUUAGGAAGAAAAGAAGACUUUAAUCAUUGUUGAAAAAUGAGCACCAUGAAACUACAUGCCACUCCGUAGAAUCAUUGAUCAUCUCGUGUUUACGAGAUAUUAUUGUCGGUUCGGUAAAUUGUUGUUAUUGGAGUUGGAACUCCUCAAAUUGUACAUAAUUUGUCGAGAUAGCAUCAUUUUCAUGAUCAUCGCCUCCGUAAUAUAACACGUACAUUCAAGUUAUACUAGAUUGCGACAAACGCUUCUAAGUUCCAAGUUUUUGUUUGUAUUCACUCAGUUAAAGAAUAUAUGAAUUAAAAAUUAAAUAGAGAUAACAAAACAUUGCAUCUUCAUAAAAUUAUUUACAAUAAUAUAUGAGAUCUUGUAUUCAAUCCACCAUCAUACGGGAAAAAAAGGUUUACUACUCCAUUUUCAUGUCAAGGUGGUGCAAAUGACCGACUUUGGCCUCAAAUGGCUCCACCACUGAUGAUAUCACUCACAUAUUUAAACUAAUUGUACUAUAAAUUUUACGAAUCAACAGACGGAUCGAUACUAUCAGCAACCGAAUUAAUAAAGAACUUAUCUUCGC
Molecule: messenger RNA, 6976 nt
Organism: Linum trigynum
Lineage: Eukaryota; Viridiplantae; Streptophyta; Magnoliopsida; Malpighiales; Linaceae
Source: the annotation of a GenBank genome assembly